This is a messenger RNA of Mugil cephalus (flathead mullet), 2724 nucleotides long. RefSeq names its product adhesion G-protein coupled receptor G7-like. Bases 267 to 2477 code for a protein of 736 amino acids. Gene Ontology annotation, molecular function: G protein-coupled receptor activity. Gene Ontology annotation, cellular component: membrane. The record is from RefSeq and is a predicted model, not a curated record. The transcript has 14 exons. Lineage: Eukaryota; Metazoa; Chordata; Actinopteri; Mugiliformes; Mugilidae. Gene Ontology annotation, biological process: cell surface receptor signaling pathway; G protein-coupled receptor signaling pathway.
ACUACCAAUUCUCCAACUACUACUACUACUACUACCACUACUCCAACUAUUACUACUACUACCAAUUCUCCAACUACUACUACUACUACUACCACUACUCCAACUACUACUACUACUACUGCUGCCCUGGAGUGUUUGAAUGGAGGGGAAGACCAGAACGGCGUCUGUAUCUGCCCUGAUGGCUAUAGUGGACCAACAUGCUCAGUUGGUAAGAACAACACUGGACCAACCUUCAGACCGCCACCUGUCAAUGAAACUGAUCAACUAUGACUGACUUCCUAGAAAACGUCUGUCAAGCUAAUACAACCGGUAACUUCACCUUCCCACAAACCUCCAUCGGCUGGUUCGCGUACUCAAAGGAAGUUUGUCCUCCACAUACCAGCGCUGCUGGUAAACCACGGGCGUCUGUCAGAUGUGUGUCCAUCAAUGGAUUUCUGGCUUUUCAGGAUCUAAAGGAGCUCGAGUGCGACCAGACGCUCAGCGACAUACAACAAAAUCUCAACAGUACAGAGGAUUUAGAGACACUGGCGUCCAGUACUCAGAUUCUGACAUCUACACCUGAAAACCUGACAGCUGAAGAAGUGACGACGGCAGUUCAGAUUACCAACACUCUGCUACUAUCCCCGAACGCCUCAGAGAGCGUCAGGGUGGCUGCAGUGGCCACGGUUAGCCAGCUACUGAACGCCAGCCUACCAGACAACGCUGAGGCCCAGGAAUCCGCCCUGCAACUCACAGGGACUCUGGACGAACUCUCUGUGAACCUCAACUCGUCUCAGGUGGUCCAACCAAACCUGGUGGUGCAGUCGACCCAGGUUCCUGCAGGGGACACCCAGGGAGUCCAGUUCACCUCACUUUUAGGGACAUCUGGGAGCUUUGUGUCUGAUAGAAUUGAGCUGAACACCAACACGUCAGAGGCCACAGUGGGAAAAGACUUCAUAGCCGACGUCCUAAUUUACAUCCGCUUUCCUGCAGAGAAACCUGUCCGUCAGAAUCCGUCCAACAUGUCUCUGGGUUUCGUUCUCUACCAGAACGACCGUUUCUUCCAGUCAAAACUCUACAGGAAGAGCCAGGCCACCAUCAGGGUCCUGUCGGGCAGGGUCAAAGGCAAGGACGGCGACGUGGUGCCGCAACGCGUUGACCUGAUGUUCAGACCCAAGCUGAUCAACGGGACGACUCUGCACGACUUCUCCUGUGUUUUCUGGGACUACACCCUAAAGGACUGGAGCACCGUCGGCUGCUGGAAAGGAAGCUCUUCAGAUGGACUGAUGAGAUGUUCCUGCAACCACACCACCAACUUCGCUGCUCUCUGGUCCUUCAAAGAGGACUACCAGUACACAGAAGCCUUGAGUGCCAUCUCCAUCGUGGGACUUUCCUUUUCCAUCCUGGGCCUGGUUGUUACCAUCAUUCACCACCUCACAGAAAGCUUCUACAGGAAGUCUGGGGAUCGUCAGAACAACCUGAACUCAAAGCUGGCUCUGCUGAGUAUCUGCGUUUGUCUGCUGGCCUUCAUCAUCACGUUCCUCUCCGGGGUGAACAACGGGCCGACGGAGGCCGGUGACAAAUCCAACGAGACCAACGAGAUCAAUGAGACCAACGAGAUGCUGCACACGGACCACUACAAGGACCCAGACCAGAGACGGGUCUGCACGGCGGUGACGGCUCUGCUCCACUUCUUCCUGUUGGCCACCUUCACAUGGACCAGCAUCUACGGGACUCAGCUGGUGCUGCUGGUCCGGACCCUGGCUCGCAGUCUGCCAGCACACUGGACGCCCCUCAGCCUGGUGGUGGGAUUUGGAGUCCCAGCUGUCAUCAUGGCCGUCACCCUGGGAGUAACCUACUCUAUGGAGAACCCUCUGGGAUACAGACAGGAGGAAUUCUGCUGGCUUGCAGCUCUAGACAACUGCAAAAAGUUUGAUUUCAGCAAGCCCAUGUUCUGGGGCUUUGCGCUCCCGGUCGGUCUGAUCUUGGUCUACAACACGGUGCUGGUGGUCCUGGUCUCGAUGACCACCUGCAGGACGGACCCCAGACUUACCAGCACUAGGAGCUGGUCUCUGAGGAAGAAGAUGCUGGUUUGUUUCUCUCUGGUGGUGAUGCUGGGUCUGUCCUGGACUCUGGGUUACCUGCUGCUCCUCCUCCACGUAAUGAAUGAUGAAGCCUACCUGUUCUUAAACAUCUUGUUCUGCCUCUGCACAACCACACAAGGCUUUCAGAUUUUCAUCCUGUUCACCGCACGAACCCCGACUUUCAGAGCCAUGGUUCUGCGUUCACUCCAACGAGUCUCCUCCAUCAGCAUCUCCUUCAACAAGGUGACCUACCACCUGUGGAAGUUCUCCCUCAAGUCCACCAGCUCUGAGGUCUACAGGGACAUCAAGGACACUGCAACUGGUUCUACUGGACUCCACUCUUUUACUUCUUCUACUGGAUCUGCUGGUCCUAAAGCAGUCUUUACUGAUCCUAAGCAGUCUAAACUACUCUAAACCAGUCUUUGAUAAUUCUACACCAGUCUAAGCCAGUAUUUACUGGUCCUACACCAGUCUAAACUCCUCUAAACCAUCUUUGAUAAUCCUAACCAGUCUAAACCAGUGUCUACUGGUCAGUCUUUACUGAUCCUGAACCUGAUUCCAGAAACUUACUGAUGGUAACUUGUUUGUGUUGUUGUUGUUUUUUGUUCAAUGUAUUUCUACUGAUUUUUUUUCAGAAUAAACAUAAUGCACUAAGAGUGAA